AUGGCGUUAAUGCGCUGUAUGAACACUACUACCUUUGAACUCCAUACCAGCACACAAAUCGACUUUAAACAACAAGGCUACGGCAUCUUAUCCCACCGAUGGGGCUCAAGCGAAAUUCUAUUUGCUCAAAUCAGUCAAUUUGCCCAUGAACUGAGGCAAACCAGAAAUCGCCAUGCCUUGCCGCAACUCGACAAAAUACUAGGCGCUUGUAUCACUGCUCGCAAGCAGGGUUUGCAGUGGAUGUGGAUCGACAAUUGCUGCAUCAACAAAUCAGACAAUAGCGAGUUAUCCGAGUCUAUCAACUCCAUGUUUAAAUGGUACAGAGAGGCAGUUGUGUGCCUGACAUAUUUAUCCGACGUCCGCAAGACAGUUGGCUCGCCCAUCUUCCAAAGCUAUGAGACUGGCGAGACAUCGAAGUGGUUCUCCCGUGGAUGGACAUUGCAAGAACUUCUCGCACCGUCAAAUUUGCUUUUCUAUGACACAGACUGGACCUAUUUAGGAUCUAAAAUCGAUUUGGCCCAGUCGAUUGAGGAUAUUACUGGUAUUGCGGCGCAGUAUCUCAAUGGUGAGAGGGACUUCCGCACGGCCUGCAUCGCAGCCAAGAUGAGCUGGGCAUCACGCCGCGAGACAACAAAAGAGGAGGAUUUGGCAUAUUGCCUGUUUGGAAUUUUCAAUCUCCAAUUGUCUAUCCAAUACGGAGAAGGCAAAGCUGCUUUCAUUAGACUUCAAGAUGCUCUGAUAGCCAAGAAUGAUGAAUCAUUGUUCGCAUGGAAGAUGCCUCUUGAAGGGCUAGGAUCUACUCUCGAGGUUAUACCGGACAACACAGUAGACCUCGGUCCCGAAGAAUGGGGUCUUCUCGCCCCCUCGCCGAAAUGGUAUGAGCACUGUGGAAAGAUGACGACACAACACAAAAAGUCUGUCAUGAGACAACGAGGAGGAUUUACCCGGACGCCACAGGGUAUAAGUGGGCCCAUCGGCAAGCGGAAUCACUUUGUAGCCGCAUUCCUGACCGGGUUUACUAUUGUCGGAGCAAUCCCGUUCCAGAUAUGGCUGGCCGUACGACAGAGAACGACACUAAAGUAUACACUCAACUGUUGGGAACCAAAUGAGACUGGCGAGAUGCGGGCGGUGAGGUUGCAUUUGCGGCCUGUCCGGAGGGAUCCCCCAAUGUGGAUAAGGACAGUCAGUUCUGGAUACGAUCUAGUUAAAGACGCACCAGCAACGGAUUAUUCGGCUGUGGGGACGGUUUGGCAACCUCAAGUAUAUUGA
This is a messenger RNA of Fusarium venenatum, 1269 nucleotides long. RefSeq names its product heterokaryon incompatibility protein-domain-containing protein. The record is from RefSeq and is a predicted model, not a curated record. Lineage: Eukaryota; Fungi; Ascomycota; Sordariomycetes; Hypocreales; Nectriaceae.